Adineta ricciae is the source of this 939-nucleotide messenger RNA. The record is from the annotation of a GenBank genome assembly. NCBI's taxonomy places the organism in Eukaryota, Metazoa, Rotifera, Eurotatoria, Adinetida, Adinetidae.
AUGGCAGGUAAUCUCCAUGGAAGUUGCGUUCGAUGUGGUAAAAAUGGUGGAGUUCUUUUUUGUAAUGGUUGUGAACAAAUUUUAUGUUUUCAACAUGUCAAUGAACAUCGGAAUGAACUCGAAAAAGAUUUAGAAAAUUUAAUUAAUGAACAAAAUGAAUUAGAAAGGAAAUUUUCCAAUAUUGAUGAAUCUUUUCAUUUAUUUCACGAAAUUGAUCAAUGGAGAAAAGAUUCCAUUGAACAAAUUAAACAAAUUGCAAAACAAGCAAAACAAAAUUUAAGAGAUCUUUUAACAAAAUCCAAUGAAGAAUUAUUAGAGAAAAGCAAAUUGAUUCAAAUAAAUCUCAAUUUAUUCAAAGAAUCAGAUGAUUUCAAUGAAAAACAACUCAAAGAUUUAACAAGACAAAUCAAUCAUUUGAAAUCACAAAUCAAUUCAUUUCAUUUAAUUAGAUCAACAAAUACAAAUUUUGUCACUAUUGAAAAACAAUCAAUUGAUCCCUUCGAAACAAUCUGUCCGCCACCUCCACCAUCUCUUCCUAUAAUUGAAAAACCUUCAUCUAAUUUUCAAGAAAGUCAUUCAGACCAACAAGGUUCUGUCAUCAUUUCAUUUGUUGAUCCAUAUGGAUAUUUCAUUACUAUUGAACAUAAUGGUAAAACAACAAGUAAAGAUGAAGAUAUGGUUGGAUGGAUAUUGAAAAGAUCAAUUGAUUCCUAUCAAGAAUUCAUUUAUCAAUUUCCAAAUGAAUUUAUCUUAAAAGCGAAUUCAUCAAUAAAAAUACUUUCAAAACGAGCAAGUUUAACACUUUAUUCAUUCGAUAAAGGCAAUUGUUUAGUUGCUGAUUCAAUACAAACAUGGGGAACACCAGUUCAAACUUCAAUCAAUACACUUUUUGAUGCGACUGGGGUUCAAAGAGAUGUUUUUACCCAAACAUUGAAAUAA